Messenger RNA from Acanthoscelides obtectus, 1519 nucleotides. The record is from the annotation of a GenBank genome assembly. NCBI's taxonomy places the organism in Eukaryota, Metazoa, Arthropoda, Insecta, Coleoptera, Chrysomelidae.
CAGUCUUGGAGCGCUUCAGUGAUUUGAGCCCGCUGAAAAUUAUAGGGUUUGACAGUGAAUGGGUGAUUAUCGUCCCUGUGUAUAGUGUGGAGUGAGAAGUGACGUACUCUUGAUACCUUCGUAAAAGUCUGAAGUGAAGAUUACCAGUGGACCAAAGUUAAUCAUAUUCCAGGAUGGAUGACAGCAGCUGUGAUUUGGAAGUUGAGCAGUGUGACGUACAUGUUGAGAAGCCUGACGAAAACCUUACAAAGUGUCCGCAGAAAUCGGUUAACUUUUCUAUAGACUCUUUACUUUCGAAUAAAGCUAAUUCUGGCUCAAAAAGUACUGUGAUAGAAGUGGCAGAUGGACAGUACCUGCAAAAUGAAGCGAUUUCGUGUGAUAAUUCAGCAGAUGACCAAAACAAGGAAUGUUGUUCUGCACAGAUUGGUGGUGAAAGUACAGCAAGAAGAGAAAAUGAGGUGUCGUCUACAGAUGGUUACUAUCCGUCAGGCUAUUCAACAGAUUAUUCGUAUUCAGAUUGUAAAUCAGACGAAGAAAGAAAGAAACGUCCACGGACAGCAUUCACAGCAGCCCAGAUCAAAUCUUUGGAGGCAGAAUUCGAAAGAAAUAAAUACUUGUCAGUUGCAAAACGGUGUCAGCUUUCAAAACAACUAAAACUUACAGAAACGCAGAUAAAAAUAUGGUUCCAAAACAGACGGACAAAAUGGAAAAGGAAAUACACAAAUGAUAUUGAAUUGUUGGCACAACAGUACUACAGUUCAAUGGGAAUAUUAACCCCUAGGCCAAUAUUUUUGGGGGACAGAUUAUGGUUUUUUAACUACCCAGGUCAGCCAGGCUUAUCAACAGCACCUCCAAUAAUGCCAAACAUGCUGCCACCGCCACCUCAGACUGCUCCAAUGCCCAGUCAGGUACCUCUGGCACAUCCUCAUAACCCUUGCAUAAGAAAUUAUGUGGAAUAUCCACCCCCCUCUCUUCAAGAACAGCCUCCCGAAACGUCUCCCAUAGUACAAUUGCAGAACUUUGGAAGACACUUUGAAAACUCCUAGUUUUGGAGCUCAAUAAAGGAUGGAAGAUCAAACCACAAUAAAGUAUGUUGUUACCGUUGGUCACAAUACAGAAUUUUUUUAUUUUUACCAACCACUUACUGAAAAAUACAGGAUGUGGAUGUGAUAUUUAUCAAGGAAGGUACAGGGUGGUUAAGAAGUUUAUAACAUUGAGAUUUAUAGUAGUCAUCUCAAGUAAAUUUUGAUCCAUGAAUCUGUGAAAACAACUUUGCAUAUGAAAUAAAUAUUCCUCAUAAUCCUGUACAGCUGUACAAAUUGUUUUUUCUCUUAGUAGCUAAAGUGAAUGAAGCAUGAGCAUCUAGAAUUUGUAAAAAUAUAAUAAAACGUGGCUGUUAAAUUUAAUUACUGUUGGGUUACCAAACAUGUGUAUAUAUUUUAGUUAGCUGUAUAAUAGUAUAUGUUAUUUAAUAUAAAUUAUGUCUAGUGUAUAUCUGCAAUAAAAUUUUUGUAAUUUA